Hymenoscyphus albidus is the source of this 1102-nucleotide messenger RNA. NCBI's taxonomy places the organism in Eukaryota, Fungi, Ascomycota, Leotiomycetes, Helotiales, Helotiaceae. The record is from the annotation of a GenBank genome assembly.
AUGGUCGGUUUCGACGACCUACGCCUCGUGCCGAAAUGGAUCAAGAAUACUGAAGAAGUAUGGCAAAAGACAGACGGGUUCGAGACUUGUUGUUGAAAUCCCUCCUCUUCGAAUACACAAGAAACCAACUGUGCCUGUAGUACAUGCAUGGGAGGAACUCUCUGAUACAGACGAGCAGGAUGAGGACAGAGGCGAAAAUGGAAAUGGAAAUGGGAAUGGGGAGAAAGAUGUGCUCGAGGACGAGGGAGGGAACAAGAGACGAAAGAUCAGCCAAAUCAACAAUAUGCCAUAUUCUCAAACCUCUGAGCAGCCUAACGACUCGCAUGUAAAGCUCUUCAGCCACUCAAGUCGCAAAAGAACUCACAAAGUACGGAGAGUUCUACCACAUCACAGAACACAGGUGGAGGGAGUGAGAGAAAGAUCUCGGUCAAUUGGUACAGCACUGCGAGAAGGAUUAGCAAAAGAGAGAGGGUGCAUUGGACAGCCAAAUUGGAAACCUCGCUCAGGAAUUAUACCUUCGACCCAUUUGUUGAAAACGUUAAAGACGCGCCGAAAUGUGGAGUCGGAUCCUCAAACUUACACACGACCGACCAUAGAGAGCGAACGAACAACAGCACAGAAAAUUUUGAAUGCACAGAUUUCGCAGAGUGCCCAAAACAGUUCAGGUGGUAUGGAGCAGUCGAAUGUCGUGUCAAUUGCAGAAUCUAGGAUGGGUAAUGGAGUUGCAGUCGUUCGGGGAAGAACAAGUCCGCCGCUUUUUUGUUCAAAUACUCCAAUGCCUGAAAUGAGAUCAGAGGAACCUAUAAUUAAGAGUCCAUCUCCAAAAAACCCAACACCUCCUAUAGACCGAAGCGAAUCCACCCCGCCGCCAGUGUUCAGAUUUCUUUCCCCAGUGCCCACAGAAGCGUCGUCACCAACACCUUCAUGUCGUCCAGACCCGCAACGUCGACGAGACUUGCUCUUUAGACAAGCUUCUUUGGUGCCAUCAGUCGAAGCUCGGGAUACACCCGUGGUUCAACGUUUUCAAGAGCAAUCAGUCCUGUUCCAGGAAACACCACAGGUUCAGUAUGAUUUGACAAAAGAUACCCAGGAAGUUGCGUAA